AUGGCGGCACGCUGGAGCAGCGAGAAUGUGGUGGUGGAGUUUCGGGAUGCCCAGGCUACAGCCAUGUCAGUGGACUGCCUGGGCGCCAACGCCGUGCUGUCCGGCCGCCGCUUCCUGUACAUGGUGGACCUGGAGGCCCCGUCAGAGACCGCCCGGAAGAUCGGGCGUCACAGCAAGUGGGAUGUGGGGACAGUCCAGUGGAACCCGCACCGCUCGGAGGCCCACCUGUUCGCCGCCUCGAGUAACCAGAGGGUGGACCUGUACUCCUGGAGGGGCGGCUGUGGAGACGCCCACACCUCCCUGCUGGGCCACACCCGGGUCAUCAGUGACCUGGACUGGUCCUGGUUCCACCCAGAGCUCCUGGUCACCAGCUCGGUGGACACAUACAUCUACAUCUGGGACACCAGAGACACCCGGAAGCCCACGGUGGCGCUGUCUGCUGUCGCCGGAGCCUCCCAGGUGAAGUGGAACCGGAGGAACCAGAACCUGCUGGCGUCCAGCCACGACGGGGACGUCCGGAUCUGGGACAAAAGGAAACCCAGCACGGCGGUGGAGUACAUGGCGGCCCACCUGUCCAAGAUCCACGGCCUGGACUGGCACCCGGACAGCGAGUGGGUGCUGGCCACCUCCAGCCAGGACAACUCCGUCAGGUUCUGGGAUUACCGGCAGCCGCGGAAGUACCUGAACAUCUUGUCCUGUCAGGUUCCGGUUUGGAAGGCCAGGUACACGCCUUUCUCCAACGGGCUGGUCACCGUCAUGGUGCCCCAGCUGAGGCGGGAGAACAGCCUGCUGCUGUGGAACACGCUGGAGCUCAACAGCCCCGUGCACGCCUUCGUGGGCCACGACGACGUGGUCCUGGAGUUCCAGUGGAGGCCCCAGAAGGAGGGCUCCAAGGACUUCCAGCUGGUGACCUGGUCCAGAGACCAGACUCUGAGGAUCUGGAGGGUGGAUCCCCAGCUGCAGAAGCUGUGUGUCAACGAGCUGGUGGAGGACCUGAUGGAGGGACUGGCCCUCAACGUGGACUCAGAGAAGACCCUUUUGGCCCAGGAGCCUGAGGGCCUGCAGGGGGGGGGAGCAGCUAGCCUGCAAGACCCGGACGGCCCCCUGAACUCUGGGGGGCGCCAGGAUUCGAGUUCAGGUCUGGCGCAGACCCUGCAGCAGGAGUUCUCCCUGGUCAACCUGCAGAUCCGCAACGUCAACGUGGAGAUGGAUGCGAUGAACCGCAGCUGCGUGGUCUCCGCCCACUUCGGCAGCCAUCAGGUCCACCUGGUGGUCAAGUUCCCGGCCCAGUACCCCAACAACGCCGCGCCCAGCUUCCAGUUCGUCCCCCCCACCACCAUCCCCUCCGCCACCAGGACCAAGAUCCAGAAGGUCCUGAGGGACACGUCCCUCCAGAAGGUGAAGAGGAACCAGAACUGCCUGGAGCCCUGCGUCCGCCAACUGGUGUCCUGCCUGGAGUCCGACAUGACGCAGGAGGACAGCCCGUCGUCUGGCCCCUACAUCCUGUCCACUCCUGCCUUUCCUCGGGUCACCAACACCUAUGGGUCCUACCAGGAUGCCAACAUCCCAUUCCCCCGGACGUCCGGCGCUCGGUUCUGCGGGACCAGCUGUCUGGUGUACUUCACUCGGCCAAUCACCAUGCACCGCUCGGCCCCGCCCACUGAGCCCACACCCAGGUCCCUGUCGGCCCUGUCGGCCUAUCACAGCUCGGUCCUGACGCCCCUGAAGAUGCGUUCAGAGUCCCAGAACACGCUGCGGCUGUACAGCAGCAGCCCCACCCGCUCAGACAAGGACACCGUGUCCAUCUCCUCCUUCUACUACAAGGAGAGGGUGUGUGUGGGCGGGGCUUCCUCCUCCGGUAACCGCGGCCUUUUCUCGCUCUGCUGCUUCUGUCCUGCUCCUGACUGGAAGCUGGACGGAGGACUGGACCUAAACGGGUGA
Menidia menidia (Atlantic silverside) is the source of this 1941-nucleotide messenger RNA. NCBI's taxonomy places the organism in Eukaryota, Metazoa, Chordata, Actinopteri, Atheriniformes, Atherinopsidae. The record is from the annotation of a GenBank genome assembly.